AUGCAGAUGACAGAUUAUCUAUGCGAAGAGUUGAUUGUUGAAAUAUUUACAAGACUACCACCGAAAUCCCUCCUCCGAUUUAGAUCACUCUCUAAAUCGUUAUAUACUUGUAUUUCUAGUCCCCAGUUCAUACGCUUGCACACAUUCCGAUCCCCACAAAAAAUCCGCUUCACGCAUGAAAAUAUUGACAAUAAUAAAAUAACAGAAGUCGUUUAUACAUUACAUGGAGAAGACGAAUUGCCAUUGUGUUUGUGUCCCAAACGCGGAUAUAUUGGUAUAACAACAAGAAUUCCGUUUCCUUGUAGCAAUAUGUUCAGAACUGUUGGUUCAUGUAAUGGAACUUUCUGUUUGAAGACUAAAAAUGGUUUGACUCUAUGGAACCCUUCAAUCAGACGCAAAGUAAGAGUGGCUGAAUGUCCUCGGAGUUCUGAACUCGCUUUGGGAGGUAUUGGGUUUGGAUUUGACCCAAUCAGUGACGAUUACAAAAUUGUUUGGAUAUCAUAUGAAAAAGACACUUCAUUUGUUUAUGCGGUGAAGACAGGCACUUGGUGUGAGAUUGCUUCCCCUAAACCUGAGUUUACUUAUGUGCGACGUGAGGCGUUUUUAUUUAAAGGAGUAUUGCAUUGGGAGGUAAAUCAUUUUGACUUAGACUUUUCUUGUAUACUGACAUUCGAUUUGAGCACUCAUGUUUUUGGUAUGAUUCCAUUUCCUGGAUUGGCUCCGGACUGGUUGACGACAAGACUAACAACCAUCCAAGAUUCUCUAGCUUUGAUUUGUUAUCGCAUGAGUAUUGAUGAUAGUUGGAUUCUGGUAUGGAGAGAUGCUUCUUGGUCUGUGGUUUUUAAAUUGGGAACAGGUAAACUUCCAGUUGAUGGAGCUUUUCAAUUCCAGCCACAACCACAAACGACCAACGAGUGUAAUUUGUUGCUCACUACUUAUGGGGAAGGGUUCCAAAUUUAUAAUCCCAAGACAGGGUUGCGAUCAGGAGUACUUGGAUUCAAUGCUUCUUCUAGUUUAAUAGGCUUUUGGGAGUGUGUCGAAACACUUCAUUUGUUAGACAUGGGCGAGGCUGCUUGCGAAACAACUCAACUAUGA
This is a messenger RNA of Lactuca sativa (garden lettuce), 1095 nucleotides long. Its product is annotated as putative F-box protein At3g16210. Gene Ontology annotation, molecular function: protein binding. Lineage: Eukaryota; Viridiplantae; Streptophyta; Magnoliopsida; Asterales; Asteraceae. The record is from RefSeq and is a predicted model, not a curated record.